AUGGCUAAGACGUCUUGCUCCCCAUUGAUGGGCUGGAACAAAUCGCUGGCACUCGGCAUACUCAUCGUCAUAUGGGUUGUCUGGAGCCUGAGCUCCGGCACAACAGCCGACGUGAUCUCUCGGCUCCCUUCUUUCCCUGCUGGCGGUGUCUCGCCAUCACCAACAGAUCCGAGCCUGCGACCUCUGGUCUUGUACACGUAUGCCGAGUCGGACAACGCACGGGAGAACCUCGCCUUUUUCGUCAAGAAUGGACUGCACGGCAAUGCUGAUUUCGUCUUCAUUUUCAACGGCGAGACGAGCGCGGUCGACCUGUUGCCCCAGGCGCCAAACGUCCAGAUAGUCAAGCGAGACAACAAGUGUUUCGAUAUCGGCGCUAUGGGCGAGGUUCUGCGCAAGGACGACCUGUGGAAGGGAUACAAGCGGUUCAUCACCAUGAACGCGAGCAUCCGGGGGCCUUUCUUCCCGGUGCAUGCCCCCAGCUGCUGGACCGAUACUUUCCUCAACCGGAUCACCGACAAAGUCAAGCUCGUGGGCACGUCGCUCAACUGCCACCCGCGGGUGCACCUGCAGUCGAUGCUCCUCGCGACCGACGACGUCGGCAUGUCCGUCCUCCUCGACCCGGCCCUCGCGCUCAGCGCGUCCGUGGACGACUUCUACGGCACCUCGCAGGACCCCGUGGGCUUCUCCCCUUGCUUCAGCACCCUGCACAAGGCGGUCCACGCCGAGAUCGGCAUCACGUCGCUCCUCCGGUCCCAGGGGUACGAGGUCGACGUCGUCAUGACGGCGCCCCACUCGGCCGCGAGCUUCGAGGCCUUCUGCGACGGGGUCGGCAGGCCCGACGACUUCCUGUACAAGGACAGCUACCUCGGCACCAACGUCCACCCGUACGAGACCGUCUUCAUGAAGGCGAACCGCGAGAUCGACCCCGUGCUGCUGGAGAGGCUUACCGAGUGGCACUUGGCUGGGAACAUGACAAGCUGGGAGAGCUGCGGCCGGUGA
This is a messenger RNA of Diaporthe citri, 999 nucleotides long. RefSeq lists its product as uncharacterized. Lineage: Eukaryota; Fungi; Ascomycota; Sordariomycetes; Diaporthales; Diaporthaceae. The coding region runs from base 1 to 999 and encodes 332 amino acids. The transcript is spliced from 2 exons. The record is from RefSeq and is a predicted model, not a curated record.